Miniopterus natalensis is the source of this 1146-nucleotide messenger RNA. It is a transcript of the gene SERPINB7, whose product is annotated as serpin family B member 7. Gene Ontology annotation, biological process: negative regulation of endopeptidase activity. Gene Ontology annotation, molecular function: serine-type endopeptidase inhibitor activity. The record is from RefSeq and is a predicted model, not a curated record. NCBI's taxonomy places the organism in Eukaryota, Metazoa, Chordata, Mammalia, Chiroptera, Miniopteridae.
AUGGCUUCCCUGGCGACAGUAAAUGCGGAAUUUUGCUUCAAUCUGUUCCGAGAGAUGGACAACAACCAGGGCAGCGGGAACGUGUUCUUCUCCUCCCUGAGCAUCUUCACCGCCCUGGCCAUGGUCCGCCUGGGUGCGCGAGGGGACGGCGCUGCCCAGAUGGAUAAGAUACUCCACAUCAACACCGUCCAGGGACAUGGAAACUCCCCUAACACUCAGCCAGGAGUCCAAUCUCAACUGAAAAAUGUUCUCUCCAAUAUAAACGCAUAUCACAAGGAUUACGAUCUCAGCAUGGCCAAUGGUCUCUUUAUAGAAAAAGUGCAUGACUUUCAUGAGGACUAUAUGAGGUGUGCUGAAAAAUUAUACAAUGCCAAAGUGGAACGAGUUGACUUUACAAAUGCUGUAGAAGACACCAGAUACAGAAUUAACAAAUGGGUUGCAAAUGAGACACAUGGCAAGAUCACGAACAUCAUUAGUGAAGGUAGCCUCAGCUCCUCCGCGGUCAUGGUGCUGGUGAACGCCGUGUACUUCAAAGGCAAGUGGGAGUCGGCCUUCACCAAGAGCGACACUGUACACUGCCGCUUCAGAUCCCCCAAGUGUCCCGGGAAAGCAGUGGCCAUGAUGUAUCAAGAACGGAUGUUCAAUCUGUCUGUCGUUCAGGACCCGUACAUGCAGGUUCUGGAACUCAGGUAUCAGGGCGGCAUAAGCAUGUACAUACUGCUGCCUAAGAAUGAAAACCUCUUGCAGAUUGAAAACCAACUGACCUUUGAGAAUCUAAUGAAAUGGACCAACCCAAGGAAAAUGAGCCGCCAGUACGUCAAGGUCUUUCUUCCUCAGUUCAAGAUAGAGAAGAAUUAUGAAAUCAAACGCUACUUACAAGCCCUGGGGCUGAAAGAUAUCUUUGAUGAAUCUAGAGCUGAUUUCUCUGGCAUAGCUUCAGGAGGUCGUCUGUAUUUGUCUAAACUGAUGCACAAGUCGUACAUAGAGGUUAACGAGGACGGUACAGAGGCAGCUGCUAUCUCAGAAAAUAACAUUGUAGAAAAGCUACUCCCUAUGUCUACAGUGUUCAGGGCUGAUCACCCAUUCUUAUUUGUCAUCAGGAAGAAUGACAUCAUCUUGUUUAGUGGCAAAGUCUCUUGCCCUUGA